Molecule: messenger RNA, 1009 nt
Organism: Emiliania huxleyi CCMP1516
Lineage: Eukaryota; Haptophyta; Isochrysidales; Noelaerhabdaceae
Exons: 4
Coding region: 1-930 (309 amino acids)
Biological process (GO): proteolysis
Cellular component (GO): cytoplasm
Molecular function (GO): calcium-dependent cysteine-type endopeptidase activity
Source: RefSeq, a predicted model, not a curated record
AUGAUGCUCCUUCGACUUCGGGAGCGGUUCCGCUGCUGGGCGAGCUUCAGGAUGGUGCUCACGCGAAAAGGAAUCGACGCGAUGUACAAAGCAUACAAGAAGAGGAGAAAGAAGAGGAGAGGCGCCAGUGAUGACGAAACAGAAGCUAGUGCAGACGAGGGCAGGGCAGACCCGGGGACGGCGGAGGCGGACCAGACGGCAUCGACCGCCGAGGGAACGGCGGACGACGGUGAGGCGGAGCAGUCGCGCAGGGCGAGACGAGGGAGGGAGCAGGACGUUGCGGAGAUCAGCAGGAGGAUGUACGAAGAGAUUAGGAGCAGCAGGGACCCGAGGGACCAUGACUUCUGCGGCGCCCGGGCGCUCUACCUCGAUCCCGCCAGCCCUCCUCCGGGCCAGCCUCCGCCAGAGACGGUGCGCUGGCUGCGGCCCGCGGAGGUGUGCGCCGAGGCAGGGUGGCCGGCACCGGCGCUCUUUGUCGACUCGUCCAGCUCGUCGGAUGUUGUGCAGGGCCGUCUUGGCGACUGCUGGUUCCUCUCCGCGCUCGCCGUGGUCGCACUGCAGCCGCGGCUUCUCGCGCGCCUCUUUCGCCGCUGGGACGAUCCGCCGGCGUCGGCUGGCCGGUGCACGCUCGUCUUCCACCACGACGGCGCGUGGCGGCCGGUGACGAUCGACGACCGGCUCCCGUGCGACGCGGACGGCCAGCUGCUCUACGCUCGCUCUGCGACGCCGCACGAGAUGUGGGUGCCGCUCGUCGAGAAGGCGUUCGCGAAGCUGCAUGGCGGGUACGAGGCGCUCGUGUCCGGGUUCGCGGACGCGGCGAUGCGGCAGCUCACGGGCGGCGCGCCGCAGCGGAGGCUCGCGACGGCGAGGACGCGUCCGAGUCGCUCUGGGCCGAGCUGCGGCGCUGGUGCGGCGAGGGAUCACCCGUAGGGUGCGCGCACUCGCUCGCCGCGGCACGGCGGCUGGCGGCUGGCGGCGGCGGGAGCGGCGGGGGCGGCGGGAGCAGCGG